This is a messenger RNA of Monosiga brevicollis MX1, 2015 nucleotides long. RefSeq lists its product as uncharacterized. The record is from RefSeq and is a predicted model, not a curated record. Gene Ontology annotation, biological process: regulation of DNA-templated transcription. NCBI's taxonomy places the organism in Eukaryota, Choanoflagellata, Craspedida, Salpingoecidae. Gene Ontology annotation, molecular function: DNA-binding transcription factor activity. The transcript has 4 exons. The coding region runs from base 110 to 1540 and encodes 476 amino acids.
UGUUCGCUGUCUGCCUCAGACCAGCAGCUAGCCCCCGACGCGGGGCCAUCCUGCUCUUUUCACCGGGAACGAGAGUUUCUCUCGUCCUCCCGGUCGCUGCAGUCCGCUGAUGACCCAGUUGGUAAAGCAGGCCUGGGCCAGUCCCAUCACAGGCACCGAACUCUGGAACGACAUUAUUGAUACAACCGGUGUCAUGAACACGGCCGUUUCGGACAGCUGGCUCUACUCUUCCACCUCUCAGCCCUCCCAGCAACAACAACAACAACAACAUCAACAUCAAAAUCAACAACAACAACAACAACAACAACAACAACAACAGCAGACACUGUUGCACGCUGGUGGUGCACAAUCCCACUUCGCCCUAACUGCAAAUGACCUUGCACGCGCAACCGCGGGUCGUCGAGCCCCAGACGUAUCGCCCUUUUCUGGACAAAGCCUCUCCCUCGGCCGCACUGACGAUGACGACCAUGAUCCUUCUCAAGCCAUGCACAACAACUUGAAUAACCCUUUUGGUGAUCUUGCCCUGUUUGUCGGUAUGGACAACGAGGACAGCUUCAUGCCCAACAGCGCCGAAGCCGACAGCCAGGACCCAACCGGCGAACCGGCCCCCAAACGGCGACCCUCCUCCGUGGCAAAAAGCACGGCCUCGUCCGAUGAUAACAGCAGCAGCAACAACCCAGCCCGCUCUCGGCGCUACAACCUACCCUUUGAAGUCGAACGUCAAACGCCCAAUGUCAAAUCAAAGCUCAAGGGCGUGCGGGGCUAUCGCCGCCAAGCCUUGCUUGACAAUAUGGACGACCGUGAGCGAAAAGCUGAAGAGGACGCUCGCGUGGAGCGAAAUCGGCUCUCGGCGCGUGAGUGUCGCGCACGCAAAAAAUUCCUGUCACUCAAACUCAUGUACUAUGCUUGCAUCGAUACCCCCCAGGCCUAUAUCGAGCUUCUUGAGGCGCGAGUUGCCCGAAACGACGAACUGGUCAAGAAGAACGAGGAACUUGAGGCUCGCGUCACAGAACUUCAAGCCCUAUGCGCUGAACAGCAAAAAAGGCUGCAACAACUGACUCACCACCUCAACACCGCCAACGCCACAGCCACCAGUUCUGUUACACACGGAAUCAACAGCACUGCUGCUUUGCUCCGUAAUCCUGGCUGGAGUGCGGGUGCCCCUGCUGGUGCUGGUCUCACCCCUACCACGACGAUGGUCGGUGCCAGUAGCCUGGGCGCCAGCAAUCCACUUGCCAACAUGACUGUCGGUCGCAACCAACCUGCCAAACCCAUCGACUACAACCACCAGUUUAUGCUUCAGCAACACCUCCAAGAGUUGCGCCAAGAGAUUCGACCUCAACCACACAUGGCUCUCAGCAGUGCUGGAGCCAUGGGCUUUGGUGCCCCGAAUCAUGGUGCGGGCAACAUUGCCUCUACCAUGAAUGCCUCCUCUUUGAGUGGCCUGGGCAUGCUUGAUCAAAUGCCUCCCAUGUCCUUUGGUUCAGGCGUUUCAGGCUUGUCGACAGCACAGCAGCUUGUGCAUCUCCUCGACCAUUAAGAGUCGAGGCCGUUUGUGCCUAUGUUUUGUUCUCUCUCUCUCUUUUUUUGUUCUUUUGACUUCACAACAAAAGGGGAGGCCAGAGCUUGCUCGAGCCUCGCUUUCUGGCAAUCCCCUUUCUGCCGUCACGCGCAGAGCUGUCAUGUGUCGCACCUAGCGAUUCCGGCGGCUGCCAUGUUGGAUGCGGUCAACAUCCUAUUCAUUAACAUUUUAUCAGCCUGGUUUUAUGGUCCUCCUGCGAGGCAGGUACCAGUCAGGGCCAUCGGUCCAUCAUUGUCGGUGGAUGGUCUCACCUCACUUGGCGUCAUCGUUCAAAGUCCCGUUGCACGGGGGGUCCUGUGUUGGUACCAAUACCAAGGAUUCUAUUGCGCGAUGAAUCAACAGCCAUUUUUUUGUUUUUUUUGUUUGGCACAAUUCCACUGUGCGCGGGAUUACUGUUAAUUCAAACUUUUUGGUCAAUUGAUUCUAGUGUUUG